AUUCGCCAAAAAACGCAAAGAAGACGAUGAUACCCCUAGGUCGUACAAUGCAGUUAACUUAGCUUGUUGAUAAUUAUUUAAUUUGUAAACAUGUUUAUUCCUCGUAUGUAAUUAGCAGUAGCGUAGAAAUCAGUAAAAUAAUUUCACAGCGGUAAACGCUAACUUUAGUGAUACAGUAAAGCUAGGCUUAUUGCUAGUUUAGCAAGCUUCUAGCUAACGCUACCUAGCUUAGUUAAUAGCCCUAACGUGUUAGGGUAACUUGGCCAGCAAGAGGCAACAAUUCAUAUCGAAAGCGUCGGAAUUGUAGAUAAAGUAUGACGCUCAAGUCAGGAGAGGAGCGUCUGAAAGAGAUGGAGGCUGAGAUGGCUCUUUUUGAGCAGGAGGUCCUUGGUGGUCCAGUACCAGUAUCGGGAACCCCACCUGUUAUGGAGGCAGUACCUGUAGCUCUUUCUGUAUCUGCAGUUCCAGUAGUGCGACCCAUUAUAGGCACCAACACCUACAGACAGGUCCAGCAGACAUUAGAAGCCAGAGCUGCUACUUUUGUAGGUCCUCCACCACCAGCCUUUGUGGGACCAGCAUGCACCUCCCACAACAAACGUGCUAGUCUACAUCACAUUAGGGUUCAGGUUACACCUUCCUUAAAAGGGGGCUGGUGGCUCUUUGCAGUUCCUCCAGUACGUCCUCCCAUGAUGAGACCAGCCUUUGUCCCCCAUAUACUGCAGAGACCUGGUGGUCAGAGGCUGCAGGUGAUGCGUGGUCCUCCGAUAGCACCUCCUCUGCCCCGACCUCCUCCACCUCCUCCCAUGAUGCUCCCUCCCACCCUGCAGGGCCAGACACCUCAGGGUCCUUCUCAGCCUAUACAGCACAUGGCUGCGGUACCUCAGGUCGGUGAGAUGGUUGCGAUGGUGUCUGCCCCGAACUCGAGACAAGGACCCCCGCCUCCGAUUAAACCAACACCAUCAAUCAUCCAGGCUGCACCAACUGUGUACUCUGCUCCUCCUGUCCCCCCUGGACAUAAAAGAAAUGAUGUUAGAGCUCAGAGACAAGCCAGAAUGGAGGAACUGGCAGCCCGGGUUGCAGAGCAGCAGGCAGCAGUGAUGGCAGCAGGUCUACUGGACAAGAAGGAGAGUGAAGACAGCAGCACCGUAAUUGGACCUAGCAUGCCUGAGCCUGAGCCCCCCCACACUGAGCCUGUGGAAAGUGCUACAGAAGACAAAAAGAAAGCAAAGGUGGAGAAGGUGAAGAAGUGUAUCCGUACUGCAGCAGGGACCAGCUGGGAGGACGCCAGUCUGUUGGAGUGGGACGCAGAUGAUUUCCGUAUAUUCUGUGGUGAUCUUGGUAAUGAGGUCAAUGAUGACAUCCUGGCCAGAGCCUUCAGCAGAUACCCGUCUUUCCUCAAAGCUAAGGUGGUGAGAGACAAACGCACAGGAAAGACCAAAGGCUACGGCUUUGUCAGCUUCAAGGAUCCAAAUGACUACGUCAGAGCCAUGAGAGAAAUGAACGGGAAGUAUGUUGGAAGUCGUCCUAUCAAACUGAGGAAAAGUAUGUGGAAGGACCGCAACAUCGAAGUAGUUCGCAAGAAACACAAAGAGAAGAAGAAACUUGGCCUCAGAUAGUGUUUAUGGCACUGUGUAUGUUGUGCUCCCCAGUGGACAGGCAACAUGACUUUUAUUUUGAUCUGUCCAGAUAUAUUUGUAUAGGUGAUUUCUUUUUUCUUCAUUAAAUAAAACCAUUGUUCCUAA
Messenger RNA from Dicentrarchus labrax (European seabass), 1742 nucleotides. It is a transcript of the gene rbm42, whose product is annotated as RNA binding motif protein 42. Gene Ontology annotation, molecular function: mRNA binding. The record is from RefSeq and is a predicted model, not a curated record. Lineage: Eukaryota; Metazoa; Chordata; Actinopteri; Moronidae. The transcript has 13 exons. The coding region runs from base 315 to 1616 and encodes 433 amino acids.